This is a messenger RNA of Purpureocillium takamizusanense, 1014 nucleotides long. RefSeq lists its product as uncharacterized. The record is from RefSeq and is a predicted model, not a curated record. Lineage: Eukaryota; Fungi; Ascomycota; Sordariomycetes; Hypocreales; Ophiocordycipitaceae. Gene Ontology annotation, cellular component: Golgi membrane; COPII-coated ER to Golgi transport vesicle; endoplasmic reticulum membrane. Bases 322 to 573 code for a protein of 83 amino acids. The transcript is spliced from 3 exons. Gene Ontology annotation, biological process: endoplasmic reticulum to Golgi vesicle-mediated transport.
AUCUAAGCAAGCAGCUCACCACCUAAACGGCCACCACAUCAACCAACCCACCUAAUAACCUAGGCAGGGGAGAGCGCCGGGCCGGCGAGCGAGCGACCGCCACUCCAACGCACCAUCGACAUCCAAGACGCAACCCGCCCACUCACUCACGCCCUGCGCGCUUCCUCUUCCCUCCCCCCUCAUCCUCUCGAUAACAGGGCAGCCCAAGUUCAACAACAACGAAAACGAAGCGAAGCGAGCUAAAGCAACGACACAACAACCGGCUCCUUCUCCUGCCCCCCUCCGCGCGCUGCGCCCGCGCGCCCCAACCCGCCGCCCACGAUGCUCUUCUUCGGCAGCUUCCUCUACAUCGCCGUCCUCCUCAUCAACUCGGUCGCCAUCCUCAGCGAAGACCGCUUCCUCGCACGCAUCAACCUCUCGCCCGCCUCGUACGACCCGGCCUUUGGCUCCGGCGCCGACGCCAGCAUCAAGGCCAAGAUCAUACACCUCAUCGCCAGCGUCCGCACAAUCAUGCGCAUGCCGCUGAUUUUCGUCAACCUGGUCAUCAUACUCUACGAACUGGUCCUCGGGUGAUGAGGGCGACACGAUAGACAAGAUAGGACAUGACCUUAGGGGACGGGGGGAAAACAACCGCCAUGCAUGCACCUCCCCCUCCUCCCUCCCCGUGUGGAACUUUACAAUUACGACAAGCGGGCUCUUUUGGAGGAUGUGACUGGCUAAAUGACAUGCUCGCGGCAAGCCACGACGCAUGGCACAACAACGACACGGGGAGGAUGGCGGUUGUUCGCAAGGAUUGACGGGUGUUGGUGCAGGCAAAGGUCCAUGUGAGGUCACCACGACUCGUCUCCCGACAGCCAAUCGACUACAGCGGGCUCACGAUCCGGUGCGGGUUCCCCAUUUCUCAAUGUGAGACCUGGUAGAAAGCUAUUAUAAUGUAAACUGAAAUGACACGCCUGAUGCUGCGACGCCGCCGCCAUGUAGCAAUAUAUUAGCCCAGCACCGUCGCUCAAAAAA